This is a messenger RNA of Pseudovirgaria hyperparasitica, 413 nucleotides long. RefSeq lists its product as uncharacterized. Lineage: Eukaryota; Fungi; Ascomycota; Dothideomycetes; Acrospermales; Acrospermaceae. The record is from RefSeq and is a predicted model, not a curated record. The transcript has 4 exons. The coding region runs from base 1 to 243 and encodes 80 amino acids.
AUGUCAGCAUCGCUGGCGCCAGAAUGUAAUGACGUAAAAGAGCGUUACGACUCCUGCUUUCUGAAAUGGUACAGCGACAAAUUCCUGCGUGGAAACGCCAAGGAAGAUGAAUGCGCACCUCUUUUCAAACAAUAUAAGAGCUGCCUGGAUAAAGCUCUCAAGGAGCGAGGAAUAGAUACCAUGAUCCAGGAGGCAAGAGAGGACAACCGAGAAAAUGAUGCAGAGCACAUGAAAGGCAGUUGACAAGCAUAAAGAACGCAUUGCACGGAGUUUAGAAGCGUCUUCUGACGCACGUUGUAACAACAGACAGGGAUAUCUACUCAUGAACUAUUAUACAUCCGCUCAGCUCUUUUGAAUGUUGUCUUUUACAGAAGGUAUGAUAACAACAAAUACGAAUAUAUUCCCAUCAUCUG